UCGGAUCCUGCCCCGCGGGCUCCAUGGAGAAGGUGGCGGCGGCGCAGGGAGGCAGCAGCGGGGAUGGAGGCAGCAACAGCAGCAGCCGGAGCAGCAGCCGCCCCACGUCGGCGGGCUCGUCUCCCUCCUCCAUGGGCCGCGGGCCGCCGGGCCGGCCAGCGGCGGGCAGGCUGGAAGGCGGCGGAGGAGGGAGCAGCAGUAGCCCGGGCUCGGCAGCUGCGAGCCCGGGAGGAAGCGGAGGGGGGCCGGCGCUCGGCAGCGGCCGCAGGAGGGAGCCGACGCUGGAGGGAGCGCUCAGCAAAUACACCAACCUCCUGCAGGGCUGGCAGAGCAGGUACUUUGUGCUGGAUUUUGAGACUGGGAUUCUUCAGUAUUUUGUGAAUGAACAAAGUAAAAACCAGAAGCCACGAGGAGCCCUGUCUUUAGCUGGAGCUAUAAUCUCUCUCAGUGACGAAGUGCCACACAUGUUGGUAGUAUACUUUGCUAAUGGAGAGAUAUAUAAACUGAGAGCUGCUGAUGCAAAGGAAAAACAAUACUGGGUGACUCAGCUCCGAUCCUGUGCCAAAUACCACACGGAAGGUAAUUCUAAGAGCACUCCCUCCUCACGAAACAGAAACUUGUCUUUGAUUCCUCCUGGGAUGAGUAAUUCUGCAUCUCCUAGUAGUCAAAAACAUCAGGGUCAAAGUGGACCGACCGUUGUUACCGUUACACAUCACAAAUCGCCUGCAGCAGCCCGGAGAGCCAAGAGUCAAUAUACUGGUCAACUCCAUGAAGUCAGAGAGAUCAUGAGCCAAGUGGAGGGACAACAGAAGAAUCUUGUGCAAGCCAUUGAAUCCCUGCCAGGUUCUGGACCUCUUUCUGCCUUGGAUCAGGACUUGCUGCUUUUAAAAGCUACCUCUGCUGCCACCCUGAGCUGCCUUGGAGAAUGCCUGAAUUUAUUACAGCAGAGUGUGCAUCAGGCAGGCCAACACAAUAAUAGGACAUUGCCUUCAGAAAAUAUCCUGGGAUGGCAUGGGCCAAAGUCACAUUCCACAGAACUGAAAAAUGGUGCUUUCAGCUCUUUAUCAUCUGCUAGUGCCAAUAUAACGUGGGCAAUAGUACCAACUGCAACUCAAGAUGGGCAAACACUACAGCCAAAUACUGAGCAUUCAGCUCCUGAGUUGAUCCUGGUUGAAGGUGAGAUGACGGAUACCGAAGAUAAUGAAGAGGAGGAUUUAGGAGUCAUGGAAGAUCAGCGUAGCAUAAUUCUUCAUCUCAUCUCACAGCUCAAACUUGGCAUGGAUCUAACCAGGGUGGUGCUUCCAACAUUUAUUUUGGAGAAAAGAUCUCUGCUGGAGAUGUAUGCAAAUUUCAUGGCCCAUCCAGACCUGUUUUUGUCAAUUGCAGCUGGAGCCACUCCUGAGGAAAGAAUUAUUUGCUUUGUGGAGUAUUAUCUAACAGCCUUUCAUGAAGGCCGAAAGGGAGCAGUUGCCAAGAAACCUUAUAACCCAAUAAUUGGUGAAUCAUUUCAUUGCUCAUGGGAUGUGCCUAAAGACAAAGUGAAAUCAUUCAGAACUAACAGUGCCUCUGUAGUUUCUAAGGACCAAACCAAGGAAUUUGGCCAGGACCAAUCAGAGUGCUACAAGCUGAGGUUUGUAGCUGAACAAGUAUCCCAUCACCCACCAGUAUCAUGCUUUUACUGUGAAUGCAAGGAGAAGAGAAUGUGUGUGAACGCCCAUGUAUGGACCAAAAGCAAGUUCAUGGGAAUGUCAAUAGGUGUUUCUAUGGUAGGUGAAGGUGUUCUUUACUUAAUGGAACAUGAGGAAGAAUAUGUGUUCACGCUGCCUAGUGCCUAUGCACGUUCUAUACUUACCAUUCCAUGGGUGGAGCUUGGAGGUAAAGUCAGUAUUAACUGUGCCAAGACUGGCUAUUCUGCUAUUGUCACAUUCCACACCAAGCCUUUCUAUGGAGGAAAAGUUCAUAGGGUUACAGCAGAAGUGAAACACAAUCCCACCAAUACCAUUGUGUGUAAGGCACAAGGAGAAUGGAAUGGCACGCUGGAAUUUACGUACAGCAAUGGAGAAACCAAAGUGAUUGACACCACCAAACUGCCCGUUAUCCGAAAAAAGAUUAGACCAAUAGCAAAACAAGGUCCAUUUGAAUCAAGGCAUCUUUGGCAACAUGUCACCAACUCCCUGAAAGAAGGCAAUAUCGAUGCAGCAACGGAGCACAAGCACCGCCUUGAGGAAAGGCAGCGAGCAGAGGAGAGGCAACGUGUGGCUAUUAAUACACCCUGGAAACCAAAGUAUUUUACCAACGAGGGUGACGGUUGGAUAUACUUCAAUCCCCUCUGGAAGUCCCAUUGACAAGACAGAAUGCACUGUUGUCUCAUAACAAACCCAUCUUAGAGGCAUUAAAACGAUGCAGUAUAUAACCUUCAGGUGUC
Molecule: messenger RNA, 2425 nt
Organism: Terrapene triunguis (Three-toed box turtle)
Lineage: Eukaryota; Metazoa; Chordata; Testudines; Emydidae
Gene: OSBPL10
Product: oxysterol binding protein like 10
Exons: 12
Coding region: 24-2345 (773 amino acids)
Cellular component (GO): cytosol; membrane; intracellular membrane-bounded organelle
Molecular function (GO): cholesterol binding
Source: RefSeq, a predicted model, not a curated record